Orycteropus afer afer is the source of this 5226-nucleotide messenger RNA. NCBI's taxonomy places the organism in Eukaryota, Metazoa, Chordata, Mammalia, Tubulidentata, Orycteropodidae. The record is from RefSeq and is a predicted model, not a curated record.
AGAAAACCAGUAGCAGUUGAAGCCAACAUGUCUGGAGAAGUGCGUUUGAGGCAGUUGGAGCAGUUUAUUUUGGAUGGGCCGGCUCAAACCAAUGGGCAGUGCUUCAGCGUGGAGACCUUACUGGAUAUACUCAUCUGCCUUUAUGAUGAAUGCAGUAAUUCUCCAUUGAGAAGAGAGAAGAACAUUCUUGAAUACCUAGAAUGGGCUAAACCAUUUACUUCUAAAGUGAAACAGAUGCGAUUACAUAGAGAAGACUUUGAAAUAUUAAAGGUGAUUGGUCGAGGAGCUUUUGGGGAGGUUGCUGUAGUAAAAUUAAAGAAUGCAGAUAAAGUAUUUGCCAUGAAAAUAUUGAAUAAAUGGGAAAUGCUGAAGAGAGCUGAGACAGCAUGUUUUCGAGAAGAAAGGGAUGUAUUAGUUAAUGGAGACAAUAAAUGGAUUACGACUUUGCACUAUGCUUUCCAGGAUGACAAUAACUUAUACCUGGUUAUGGAUUAUUAUGUUGGUGGGGAUUUGCUUACUCUGCUCAGCAAAUUUGAAGACAGAUUGCCUGAAGAGAUGGCUCGAUUUUACUUGGCUGAGAUGGUGAUAGCAAUUGAUUCAGUUCAUCAACUACAUUAUGUACACAGGGACAUUAAACCUGACAAUAUACUGAUGGAUAUGAAUGGACAUAUUCGGUUAGCAGAUUUUGGUUCUUGUCUGAAGUUGAUGGAAGAUGGAACGGUCCAGUCCUCAGUAGCUGUUGGAACCCCAGAUUAUAUAUCUCCUGAGAUCCUUCAAGCCAUGGAAGAUGGAAAAGGCAGAUAUGGACCUGAGUGUGACUGGUGGUCUUUGGGGGUCUGUAUGUAUGAAAUGCUUUAUGGAGAAACACCAUUUUAUGCAGAAUCUCUGGUGGAGACAUAUGGAAAAAUCAUGAAUCACAAAGAGAGGUUUCAGUUUCCAGCCCAAGUAACUGAUGUUUCAGAAAAUGCUAAAGAUCUUAUUCGAAGGCUCAUUUGUAGCAGAGAACAUAGACUUGGUCAAAAUGGAAUAGAAGACUUUAAGAAACAUCCAUUUUUCAGUGGCAUUGACUGGGAUAAUAUUCGAAACUGUGAAGCACCUUAUAUUCCAGAAGUUAGUAGCCCAACAGAUACAUCAAAUUUUGAUGUGGAUGAUGAUUGUUUAAAGAAUUCUGAAACAAUGCCCCCACCAACACAUGCUGCAUUUUCUGGCCACCAUCUGCCAUUUGUUGGUUUUACAUAUACUAGUAGCUGUGUUCUUUCUGAUCGGAGCUGUUUAAGAGUUACAGCUGGUCCCACCUCAAUGGAUCUUGAUGUUAAUGUUCAGAGGACUCUAGAUAAUAACUUAGCCACUGAAGCUUAUGAAAGAAGAAUUAAACGCCUUGAACAGGAAAAACUUGAACUUAGUAGAAAGCUCCAAGAAUCAACACAGACUGUCCAAGCUCUACAGUAUUCAACUGCUGAUGGGCCGUUAACCGCAAGCAAAGAUUUAGAAAUAAAAAACUUAAAAGAAGAAAUUGAAAAACUAAGGAAACAAGUAACAGAAUCAAGUCAUUUGGAACAGCAACUUGAAGAAGCUAAUUCUGUGAGGCGAGAACUAGAUGAUGCUUUUAGACAGAUCAAGGCUUAUGAAAAACAAAUCAAAGCAUUACAACAAGAAAGGGAAGAUCUAAAUAAGGAACUAGUCCAGGCUAGUGAGCGAUUAAAAAACCAGUCCAAAGAGCUGAAAGACGCACACUGCCAGAGGAAACUGGCCAUGCAGGAAUUCAUGGAGAUCAAUGAGCGACUAACAGAAUUGCACACCCAAAAACAGAAACUUGCUCGCCAUGUCCGAGAUAAGGAAGAAGAGGUGGACCUGGUGAUGCAAAAAGUUGAAAGCUUAAGGCAAGAACUGCGCAGAACAGAAAGAGCCAAAAAAGAGCUGGAAGUCCAUGCAGAAGCUCUAACUGCUGAAGCAUCUAAAGACAGGAAACUGCGUGAACAGAGCGAACACUAUUCUAAACAACUGGAAAAUGAAUUGGAGGGCCUGAAGCAAAAACAGAUUAGUUACUCACCAGGAGUAUAUAGCAUAGAACAUCAGCAAGAGAUAACCAAACUAAAGACUGACCUGGAAAAGAAAAGCAUCUUUUAUGAAGAAGAAUUAUCUAAAAGAGAAGGAAUACAUGCAAAUGAAAUGAAAAAUCUGAAGAAAGAACUGCAUGAUUCAGAAGGCCAGCAACUUGCUCUCAACAAAGAAAUUAUGAUUUUGAAAGACAAAUUGGAAAAGACCAGGAGAGAGAGUCAAAGCGAAAGAGAAGAAUUUGAAAAUGAGUUCAAGCAACAGUAUGAACGAGAAAAAAUGUUACUAGCUGAAGAAAAUAAAAAACUGACAAGUGAACUUGAUAAGCUUACCACUUUGUAUGAGAACUUAAGUAUACACACCCAGCAAUUAGAAGAAGAGGUAAAAGAUCUAGCAGACAAGAAAGAGUCAGUUGCACAUUGGGAAGCCCAAAUCACAGAAAUAAUUCAGUGGGUCAGUGAUGAAAAGGAUGCACGAGGGUAUCUUCAAGCCUUAGCUUCUAAGAUGACUGAAGAAUUAGAAGCAUUAAGAAAUUCCAGCUUGGGUACACGGGCAACAGAUAUGCCCUGGAAGAUGCGUCGUUUUGCAAAACUGGAUAUGUCAGCUAGAUUGGAGUUACAGUCAGCUCUGGAUGCAGAAAUACGAGCCAAACAAGCCAUUCAAGAAGAGCUGAAUAAAGUUAAAGCAUCUAACAUCCUAACAGAAUGUAAACUGAAAGAUUCCGAAAAGAAGAACUUGGAACUACUAGCAGAAAUUGAACAACUGAUAAAGGACACUGAAGAGCUUAGAUCUGAAAAGGUCUGCUUCCAUAAAGAUUCACAAUGUACAUUUUUAGUUGUUUUUAAUACACCCCCUGUUCUCCUUUCUUUGUUGAAGCACUCUUCUUCCUGUACUCCAGCUAGCAAAAGCAGACGUACUGUAGACUCUACUCCACUUCCAGUUCACACACCAACCUUAAGGAAAAAGGGAUGCCCUGGUUCAACUGGCUUUCCACCUAAGCGCAAGACUCAUCAGUUUUUUGUAAAAUCUUUUACUGCUCCUACGAAAUGCCACCAGUGUACCUCAUUGAUGGUGGGUUUGAUAAGACAAGGCUGUUCAUGUGAAGUGUGUGGAUUCUCAUGUCAUAUAACUUGUGUAAACAAAGCUCCAACUGUGUGUCCAGUUCCUCCUGAACAGACAAAGGGUCCCCUGGGUAUAGAUCCACAGAAAGGAAUAGGAACAGCAUAUGAAGGUCAUGUCAGGAUGCCUAAGCCAGCUGGAGUGAAGAAAGGAUGGCAAAGAGCAUUGGCUGUAGUUUGUGACUUCAAGAUAUUUCUGUACGAUAUUGCUGAAGGAAAAGCAUCUCAGCCCAGUGUUCUAGUCAGUCAAGUAAUUGACAUGAGGGAUGAAGAAUUUUCCGUAAGUUCAGUCUUGGCUUCUGAUGUUAUUCACGCAAGCCGAAAAGACAUACCCUGUAUAUUUAGAGUCACAGCUUCCCAGUUCUCCGCAUCUAACAACAAGUGUUCAAUCCUGAUGCUAGCAGAUAGUGAGAAUGAGAAGAGUAAGUGGGUGGGAGUGCUGAGUGAAUUGCACAAGAUCUUGAAGAAAAACAAAUUCAGAGACCGCUCAGUCUAUGUUCCUAAGGAGGCUUAUGACAGUACUCUACCCCUCAUUAAAACAACCCAGGCAGCUGCAAUUAUAGAUCAUGAAAGGAUAGCUUUGGGAAAUGAAGAAGGGUUAUUUGUUGUGCAUGUAACCAAAGAUGAAAUUAUUAGAGUUGGUGACAAUAAGAAGAUUCAUCAGAUUGAACUCAUUCCGAAUGAUCAGCUUGUUGCUGUGAUCUCAGGACGAAAUCGUCAUGUACGACUUUUUCCUAUGUCAGCUUUGGAUGGGCGAGAGACCGAUUUUUACAAGCUAGCAGAAACUAAAGGAUGUCAAACCAUAACUUCUGGAAAGGUGCACCAUGGAGCUCUUACAUGCCUGUGUGUGGCUAUGAAAAGACAGGUCCUGUGUUAUGAACUAUUUCAGAGCAAGACCCGUCACAGAAAAUUUAAGGAAAUUCAAGUCCCAUAUAAUGUCCAGUGGAUGGCAAUCUUCAGUGAACAACUUUGUGUGGGAUUCCAGUCAGGAUUUCUAAGAUACCCCUUGAGUGGAGAAGGAAAUCCAUGCAGUAUGCUCCAUUCAAAUGACCAUACGUUAUCAUUUAUUGCACACCAACCAAUGGAUGCUAUCUGUGCAGUUGAGAUCUCCAGUAAAGAAUAUCUGCUGUGUUUUAGCAGCAUUGGGAUAUACACUGACUGCCAGGGCCGAAGAACUAGACAACAGGAAUUGAUGUGGCCAGCAAAUCCUUCCUCUUGUUGUUACAAUGCACCAUAUCUCUCAGUGUAUAGUGAAAAUGCGGUUGAUAUAUUUGAUGUAAAUUCCAUGGAAUGGAUCCAGACUCUCCCUCUCAAAAAGGUUCGACCCUUGAACAGUGAAGGAUCAUUAAAUCUUUUAGGAUUGGAGACAAUUAGAUUAAUAUAUUUCAAAAAUAAGAUGGCAGAAGGGGAUGAACUGGUAGUUCCUGAAACAUCAGAUAAUAGUCGGAAACAAAUGGUUAGAAAUAUUAACAAUAAGCGGCGUUAUUCCUUCAGAGUUCCAGAAGAGGAAAGGAUGCAACAGAGGAGAGAGAUGCUACGCGAUCCAGAAAUGAGAAACAAAUUGAUUUCUAACCCAACUAAUUUUAACCACAUAGCACACAUGGGGCCAGGAGAUGGAAUUCAGAUUCUGAAAGACCUCCCCAUGAACCCUCGGCCUCAGGAAAGUCGGGCAGUGUUCAGUGGCUCAGUCAGUAUUCCAUCUAUCACCAAGUCCCGCCCUGAGCCAGGGCGUUCCAUGAGCGCCAGCAGUGGCCUGUCAGCAAGGUCGUCUGCACAGAAUGGCAGUGCAUUAAAGCGAGAAUUCUCUGGAGGAAGCUACAACACAAAGCGGCAGCCCAUGCCCUCCCCAUCAGAGGGCUCACUGUCUUCUGGAGGCAUGGACCAAGGGAGCGAUGCCCCCGCGAGGGACUAUGACGGGGAGGACUCUGAUUCUCCGAGGCAUUCCACAGCUUCCAACAGCUCCAACCUGAGCAGCCCUCCCAGCCCAGUUUCACCCAGAAAGACCAAGAGCCUCUCUCUAGAGAGCACUGACCGUGGGAGCUGGGACCCGUGA